Molecule: messenger RNA, 1269 nt
Organism: Daucus carota subsp. sativus
Lineage: Eukaryota; Viridiplantae; Streptophyta; Magnoliopsida; Apiales; Apiaceae
Product: G-type lectin S-receptor-like serine/threonine-protein kinase At4g27290
Exons: 1
Coding region: 1-1269 (422 amino acids)
Biological process (GO): recognition of pollen
Source: RefSeq, a predicted model, not a curated record
AUGGAAGGCAGCAGUUCUGUAAGUAAUUUUUUUACUUUCUUGUGCUGCAUGUUAUUCUUUUUUCUUUCACUAAACUCUAUAUCAGCAUUAGACAAUUUAAGAGCCAACCAGACUCUUAUAGAUGGGAGCAUAAUUGUUUCAGAUGGUGGUCAUUUUGAGCUCGGUUUCAUUAGUCCUGGAAGGUCCACAAAUCGGUAUGUUGGUAUAUGGUACAAGAAAACUAUGAAAAAGGCAAUUGUUUGGAUUGCCAAUAGAGAAUCUCCUCUUAGUACCACAUCUGGAAUCUUGAAACUUGACAGCAAGGGAAGCCUUAUUAUUCUUAAUGGUUCUGAUGUAGUUUGGUCAUCAAACUACUCGACAUCUGUGAAUAAUCCUGUGGUGCAGCUGUUAGAUUCUGGGAAUCUUGUUAUUAGAGAUGAAAAUGACAAUGGCACUGAGAAUUACUUGUGGCAGAGUUUUGAUACACCUGGAAAUACUCUUUUACCGGGUUAUAAACUGGGGUGGAAUUUGGAAACUGGGAUUGAAAGGUACCUUAGUUCUUGGAUAAGUGAGGAUGAUCCAUCUCCAGGUGAAUAUACAUAUCAUAUCAAUCGUAGUGGAUUUCCACAGCUGAUCCUGAGGAAAGGCUCUGCUUUAGAUUUUCGUCCUGGGCCUUGGAAUGGUGUUCAUUUUUCUGGCACACCUAACUCGAAACCAGAUCUAAUUUAUAAGUAUGAUUUUAUUUCUAAUAAUAAGGAAUUGUAUUAUCAUUAUGAAGUUGUUAACAGUUCAGUUGCUAUGAGAAGGAUAUUGGAUUCACUUGGUAAUAUUCAAACAUGGACAUGGACUGAAAAAUCUGAAAGUUGGCAACUUUAUUUUACUGCUCAGAGGGACGAAUGUGAUCGUUAUGCAUUGUGUGGAGCUUAUGGCAGUUGUGACAUAAACAGUUCACCUGCAUGCGCGUGCUUGGAUGGAUUUGAACCAAAAUCUGAAAAAGAAUGGGAAACAGCCAAUUGGUUAAGGGGGUGUGUAAGGAAAGUAAAACUGAGCUGCGCUGAAGGAGACGGAUUUGUGAAGCAUUCGGGGUUGAUAUUACCAUAUACUCAGCGUUCUUGGUUUGAUAAGAAUAUGAGUCUUGAUGACUGUAAGAGGGUAUGCUUGAAGAAUUGCUCGUGUACAGCUUAUGCAAGUACAGAUAUCAGAGGUGGCGGAAGAGGAUGCUUGUUAUGGUUUAAUGAGCUUAUUGAUAUGAGAGAGCAUAAAGAAGAUGGGCAAGAUCUUUACAUUUGA